UUACCAAAGGUGGUGGUGGAUUCCCCAUCAUUCACAAUUUUUAAAUCAAGAGUGGAUGUUUUCUAAAAUAUGUGCUUUAGGAAUUAUUUUGGGAAAGUUCUAUGACCUGUGUUAUACAGGAGAUCAGAUGAGAUGAUCACAAUGGUCCUUUUUGGCCUUGGAAUCUAUAAAUCCAUGAAUAUGAAAACCACAUGCUUGGACGCCUACUCAACCUGUGCACCAAAGCUCCAUGGUUUCUGUAUGAUUUUCAUGCUCAGUAAAGAGAUAAAUAAAAAGCUGGCAGAUAUAAUUUUAUGAUUACCCUAGACACCCUAGACUUUGGCCAGAUGGCAGACUCUAGAGCCUAAGUUUUAGCUACUGGUUCUAAUUCAGUGAUGUCCUGUCUGUCCUCUCAGUUUUGUAACUCACGCUGCAGGUUGGAUUUGUAUUCCACAACUUUCUGCUAUAGGUUUCUUGACUGAUCUUCCUGCUUUCAUCCUGCCUCACCAUGAGUACCAUCGCUAACAUAAUGCAGGAGCUGCGUGACUAUUGGGCAGACCAUUUCUCACGCAGAUUUCUACCUAAGAGGCCUCCCCUUCGCCGAAUCACCUCCAUUUCCACUUUCUACCUCCUGGACCACAGAACCCGGCAGGCUGAACUGGGUUUGGAUUACGGCCCUCCGCGGGCUCAGCUGAGUGAUGCCAAGUUUGUCUUCCAGGAUGGCAAAUGGCAAGGUGAGAGUGGACUCUCUCAUCGGCCGCCACUGCUGCAGUUAUUCUCCUCCCAUGACCGGGAGCAGUCCUGUAAAGUAAUGAAGAAGGAGAACAAGGCUCUCCUGGAGGAGAACAAUUACCUGAAGCUGCAGCUCGAGCUGCUGAUGGACAUGCUGACAGAGACCACGGCCCGACUGCACAUGGUGGAGAAAAAGAUGGACAUCCCUACAUGGCAUACCAAGAUGAAGAAGCCAAAUAAGGUGUUGAUGCUUAAGUCCUAG
Molecule: messenger RNA, 973 nt
Organism: Emys orbicularis (European pond turtle)
Lineage: Eukaryota; Metazoa; Chordata; Testudines; Emydidae
Gene: CBY3
Product: chibby family member 3
Exons: 1
Coding region: 488-973 (161 amino acids)
Source: RefSeq, a predicted model, not a curated record